GAAGCGGCCAUAAUCGUUGCAAGCUCUGUUUUGUUUUGUUUUGUGUUCGUAUUUAAAGAGUGAAAUUUUGAAAGAAAAGUUCAAAAUGCAGCCCAACGAACACCUAAGAAAAUUGAUCAAAAUUUUCAUAUUUGCAUUCUUGUGCACCGAAAUGCAAACAACGUUCACAGGUCGCGAGCAGACACAGCAACGCAGCAUUGGAGGAUAUUUUAAAAAAACAACAAGAGCCAAUGAAUUGGCAUCGACUGCGCCAUAUCAGGCCUCUAUACGGCUAAUAGAAGCGGAACGUGAUUACUUUGGCAAAGGACAUAUAUGCUCCGGUGCUUUAGUUGCACCCUCUGUGGUGCUUACGGUUGGCCGCUGUGUAUACAACUACGAAAAUCGGAAGGCUUAUCAUCCCGCCGAGCUGCGCGUCAUGCUGGGCAGUACUCUGCGUUUUGCGCCCACAGUGCACACAUCGCUCUUUGGAGUAACGCAUAUCUAUCGUACCUCCGAUAUAGCUGUUCUCAUGCUGGAACGUGAUGUGACCAUUGUUAAGGGCAUUGUGCAGCCCCUUCAAUUGCCUGAGGCGAGCAUGCCGGAGCCUUGGCACAGUUACACUUAUAACAUUAGUACCUGGGGAGUGAACUCGGAAGGAAACGAAUUGCACGAGUUAGUUACGUACACAGCCAAAACAAUCAAUUGCGAUGACAAGCAGGCAGAUCAGGUAACGAUUUGUCUGGUGAAGAAUUCAGAUAUGAUAAGAUCCCAGGAUGUUGGAGCCCCAUUAUUAAAAGAAAAUUGUUUGCUGGGCCUGCGCAGGGAGGAGGACAGUUUUGUGGAUGUCGCGCUGUAUGUGGAUUGGAUUGAGGAGCAAAUUGGUGAUGGAUCGAAUCAGAAUAGCGCAAUAUGGGGCAUCUUGGGAUUCCUGGCCUUCACCGCCCAUGUGCUUAACUGCAGCUGCAAGAAUCGCCUCUAUUGAGGCAAGAAAAUGGGGAAUGUGGGGACAAUGGAGAAAAGCCCUAUUGUUAAUAUUUAAAUUUUGAAAUGUGAUAAUCUCCUAAAACUUAAGAUACAUAUUAUUGCUUUAUUUUGAUCGAAAUUACUGUUUCAGUGAUACACAUUAUUUUUUUAUAAAUACACAUUCAUUAAUAUAUUUUUGAAGCAGCAAUACAACUGCAAUUUUAAAUAUA
Molecule: messenger RNA, 1172 nt
Organism: Scaptodrosophila lebanonensis
Lineage: Eukaryota; Metazoa; Arthropoda; Insecta; Diptera; Drosophilidae
Product: hyaluronan-binding protein 2
Exons: 3
Coding region: 86-961 (291 amino acids)
Biological process (GO): proteolysis
Molecular function (GO): serine-type endopeptidase activity
Source: RefSeq, a predicted model, not a curated record